This is a messenger RNA of Tripterygium wilfordii, 2648 nucleotides long. RefSeq names its product probably inactive receptor-like protein kinase At5g41680. The coding region runs from base 772 to 2541 and encodes 589 amino acids. Gene Ontology annotation, biological process: protein phosphorylation. The transcript has 2 exons. Gene Ontology annotation, molecular function: protein kinase activity; ATP binding; protein binding. The record is from RefSeq and is a predicted model, not a curated record. NCBI's taxonomy places the organism in Eukaryota, Viridiplantae, Streptophyta, Magnoliopsida, Celastrales, Celastraceae.
GAUGGACCAACCUUUGAGAUUAUGACUCUUAAAAGAUAAUUACUUGGCAAACAAAUUGAAUCAAAUGUAUGCAAAAGUUACAAUAAUCUGUAAGAAAUUCCUUGUGAGAGUAGUCUGCUUUGUUUGCUUUGUGUGCAUCAAAACACAAUUAAACUAUUUGGGCGAUAGCCUAGCUGGUUAUCUCUCCGAACUUAGGAACUUAGGGUGUAAAAAAUCUCUCUCGAGGUAGGGAUUUCGAUUCAAAGUUGGCGUCACUAUUUCCAAGUGAUUUGCGUUCGGUCUCGGCCCAACUACCCCAUCAGAUGGGUUUGAGCGUACCUAACUCGGUCUAAGUUUGGACUUAGUGGGUUGUCCAAAAGAUACGCCUGCUGAGUUGUGCCUCGGUUAAAAAAAUAAAAACGAACAACUAGCUUACAAUGUUUUUUGCCUAAAUAGAUGCCCCUUUGUGUCUCGUUUUAUCAAUUUCAAUGAUUUCUUUGUUCACACAGCUUAGAUGACAGCUUCAAGCACACUGUCAUUUCUUCGAGUCUGGAAGUUCCAAAAGAUGUUCAUUGUUUACUCCAUUACAUUCCAUGUGUAUCUGCAACAAACAAGAAACGGUGUAAAUUCUUAAGGAAUAUGUCCUCAUCUGAUAAACCAAGAUAAAACAGGAACUGAUGUUGUAGUCUGUUUCCUAUCGCUGCAAAUGAUAUGUCUUCAAAGCAGGAAGCAAAGCCAAUCAUGAUGGUAUUUCUUUCAUUCAGCUGCUUUUGAUCGAAAGACGAAGAGAAAAUGCAGAGAGGGAAGGAUUUCAAUACGUUUUCGAAGGUGCUGAUUGGCAUUGCAGCUGUUCAAGUGUUCAUCACAGUCUCUGUCGUCGAAUGUAAGUUGUCGGAAACUGAAUCUUUCUUUGAUUUCAUUAAUGCUGUUGAUCCAGAAAACGUACUGAGAAUCGACAAAAAUGGUUCGAACCUGAAUCCUUGUUCUGAUAAGCUGAAGGGUGGUGUUAAGUGCAAUGCAUAUGGGGCUACCAUAACAGAAUUAAGGCUUGACAGUAUGAAUCUUAGUGGAACAAUUGAUGCAGAUUCUCUAUGCAAGCUGAGAAAUCUGAAAGUUCUUAGCCUGUCGAAGAAUUUCAUCCGAGGAAGUAUUCCUAACUCGAUAUUGCAUUGCAGAAGGUUAAGGUACUUGAAUCUUAGCAGAAAUCUCUUGAGUGGGAGAUUGCCAAUGGCCUUAAACAAGUUGAGAUAUCUAAGGGGAAUUGACAUCUCCAACAAUCAAUUCAAGCAAGAAUCAAUAGAACCAAGCGCAUCACUGAAAAUUAGUACUGCAGUGAAGGCAGGGGAUUACAUACCCUCAUCGCCCACUGAGCCUAGCGAGCCAGUUUCUCAUCACAAGACUUUGUAUGAGGAUUUGACAAUCUUCUUACCAUUGAUUAUUGGCAUAGUAGUCUUGGCUCUGCUUAUACACAUUAAGAACAAAAUCGCUGCUAAAUCGGCAGAAGACAGAGAGAUUCUGAAGGAACUUGAGAAGUCUCCUCCACAAAAUCCUUCAAAAAAGGAUGCUGAGGAGGAAUUUAGGCCUCAUAGAAGCUGUUCCGAGCUUGUAUUCUUUGCAGAAGAGAAUGAACGAUUCAAAAUGGAAGAUCUGCUCGAAGCCACAGCUGAUCUACAAAGCCAUAGCCUAUGCAGCAGCCUCUACAAAGUAAUGCUCAAGAACAAUAAUGUUUAUGCUGUCAAAAGAAUGAAGAAACUGCAAGUUUCGCUUGAAGAAUUCGGUCAAACUAUGAGACAAAUCGGGAACUUGAAGCAUCCAAACAUUCUGCCUCUUAUAGGUUACCAUUCUACUGAUGAAGAGAAACUCCUGAUUUACAAGUAUCAAGACAAUGGGAGCCUACUAGACCUGCUGGACAAUUACAUUGAGGGUAAGAGGGAAUUCGCGUGGGGGCUUCGGCUGUCAAUUGCAAGUGGGAUUGCCAGGGGAUUAGACUUCAUAUAUCAGAGUUCAGGUAACCAGGAGAUUAUUCCUCAUGGAAAUCUCAAGCUUUCAAAUAUCCUAUUGAAUGAGAAUGAGGAGCCAUUGAUGAGUGAUUACGGGUUUUCGAGAUUUCUAGACCCCAACAGAGGUUGCAUAUUUUCCAUAAAUGGGUACACAGCACCAGAGAAAGCCUUAUCAGAACAAGCUGAUGUGUUCAGCUUUGGUGUCAUUUUGCUUGAGUUACUAACUGGGAAAACUGUGGAGAGAAGUGGAAUAGACUUGCCUAAAUGGGUUAGGUCAAUGGUGAGGGAGGAAUGGACAGGAGAGGUGUUUGAUAAGGAGGUUAACAGAUAUGCUAGGCAGUGGGCAUUUCCUCUGCUGAAUGUCUCCCUCAAAUGUGUGUCGAAUUCACCCGAAGAUCGACCUUCCAUGGCUGAAGUGUUGGAGAAGAUAGAGGAGGUUGUGAAUGAUCAUGAUGAUGUUUCUAUAUCAUCAAUAUCUUCUUUUGCUUCUAGCCAACAAGAUUGCUGUUUGCUUCACACUGUCAUUCCUGAGACUUGGGAUACUCCAGGAUCAAAUUACUGAGACAUUAUAACAAACACUGUAAUUGCUGGAGUAUACAAGCAAGUAAUCACAAGUAGUGAUUUUUAAUUUUGUAAGCUAGAGUGAAUAAAAUGUGUGCUUAUGUAUGC